This is a messenger RNA of Erpetoichthys calabaricus (reedfish), 2751 nucleotides long. RefSeq names its product glutamine-fructose-6-phosphate transaminase 2 (gene gfpt2). Gene Ontology annotation, biological process: carbohydrate derivative biosynthetic process; protein N-linked glycosylation; fructose 6-phosphate metabolic process. Gene Ontology annotation, molecular function: carbohydrate derivative binding; L-glutamine:D-fructose-6-phosphate transaminase (isomerizing) activity. Lineage: Eukaryota; Metazoa; Chordata; Cladistia; Polypteriformes; Polypteridae. The record is from RefSeq and is a predicted model, not a curated record.
UAUACACUAAGAGUUUGCGCUUCUCGCCAGGCUUGCACAUCUCCGCUUGGUUGGAUUUACCUGACAGAAGAGCGACGCGGACAGUUUUGGUGACUUUUUGACAAUCGCCGGGCUUGUUUGUUGACUUUAGAAGCAGGAUCUUCAGAACAAUGUGCGGAAUUUUUGCAUAUCUCAACUACAGAGUUCCACGCACCAGAAAAGAAAUUUUUGAGACUCUGAUAAAGGGACUACAGAGGCUCGAGUACAGAGGGUACGAUUCUGCAGGUGUCGCCGUCGAUGGCCUCUCCAAAGAGCCACAAAACAACCACAUUUGCCUCAUUAAGAAAACAGGCAAGGUGAAGGCCCUGGAUGAAGAGCUUUACAAGCAAGACAACUUGAACCUUGAAGAUGAACUGGAGACCCACUUUGGCAUUGCCCAUACCCGCUGGGCGACUCAUGGAGUGCCCAGUGCAGUCAACAGCCACCCGCAUCGUUCAGACAAAAACAACGAAUUUGUGGUCAUUCACAAUGGCAUCAUCACAAACUACAAAGAGCUGAAGAAGUAUUUGGAGAAGAAGGGUUACGUAUUUGAGUCUGAGACCGACACGGAGGUCAUCCCCAAACUGAUCAAGUACCUGUACGACAAUCGUGAAGUCAGUGACAUCAGCUUCUCCUCGCUCGUGGAGAGGGUCAUACAGCAGCUGGAAGGAGCCUUUGCACUGGUCUUCAAGAGCACCCACUUCCCGGGAGAAGCCGUGGCCACCAGGAGGGGCAGCCCGUUGCUGAUUGGUGUGCGCAGCGAGUCGAAGCUCUCCACCGAGCAGAUUCCCAUCCAGUACAACAACGGUCACCUUAAAGAUGAGAACAAUAAAGAGAACGCCAGGAGAUCCAGACGGUUAGACAGCACCACCAGCCUUCAUUCUGUCUGUGACCGGAAAGCUGUGGAGUACUAUUUUGCAUCAGAUGCCAGCGCCAUCAUCGAGCACACCAACAAGGUCAUUUACUUAGAAGAUGACGACAUUGCAGCUGUGAGUGAGGGGAAGCUGUCAUUACAUCGGAUCAAGCGGGUAGCGGGAGACAACUCUUCCCGGACCAUUCAGACCCUACAGAUGGAGCUGCAGCAGAUCAUGAAAGGCAACUUCAAGGCGUUCAUGCAAAAAGAAAUCUUCGAGCAGCCAGAGUCGGUGGUCAACACCAUGAGGGGACGCGUGUGCUUCGACAGCAACACAGUUGUUCUUGGUGGACAAGAUCACCUGAAGGAAAUCAAACGAUGCCGGCGGCUCAUCAUGAUUGGCUGUGGGACCAGCUUCCAUGCAGCAGUGGCAACCCGUCAGAUACUGGAAGAGCUGACCGAGCUGCCUGUUAUGGUGGAGCUGGCCAGUGACUUCUUGGACCGCUACACGCCCGUCUUCAGAGAUGACGUGUGCUUCUUCAUCAGUCAGUCAGGCGAGACGGCUGACUCACUGAUGGCCCUGAGGUACUGCAAAGAUCGCGGCGCCCUCACCGUGGGCAUCACCAACACCGUUGGCAGCUCCAUCUCUCGAGAAACAGACUGUGGGGUGCACAUCAACGCCGGACCAGAAAUUGGGGUGGCCAGCACAAAGGCCUACACCAGCCAGUACGUCUCUCUCAUCAUGUUUGCCUUGAUGAUGUCCGAAGAUCGCAUCUCACUGCAAAACAGAAGGCAAGAGAUCAUCAACGGCCUGCAGGCCUUACCCAGUCAGAUCAAGGAAGUUCUGGCCGUGGAUGAUAAAAUCAAAGAUAUUGCAGAUGAGCUGUAUCAGCAAAGGUCUCUUCUGGUUAUGGGUCGAGGUUUCAACUAUGCCACCUGCUUAGAAGGAGCCCUGAAAAUCAAAGAGAUCACUUACAUGCAUUCAGAAGGAAUCCUGGCUGGCGAGCUGAAGCACGGACCCCUGGCUCUCGUGGACAAGCACAUGCCUGUCAUCAUGAUUGUCAUGAAGGACGCCUGCUACACCAAGUGCCAGAAUGCUCUGCAGCAGGUCACCGCACGUCAGGGUCGGCCAAUCAUCAUAUGCUGUCAAGAUGACCCGGAAACCAUCAAGAGUGCCUAUAAGGCCAUUGAACUUCCCCACACUGUGGAUUGUCUCCAGGGAAUUCUGAGUGUCAUCCCCCUUCAGCUGUUGUCAUUUCACCUGGCCGUUCUCCGAGGAUAUGAUGUGGACUGCCCACGAAACCUAGCAAAGUCAGUAACAGUGGAGUGAACCCCCUUGGGGUGGAAGGAUGAAAUGGUGAGGCUGCCCCCUUAAACUUACACUCAUCUCCGUCAACAUUCCCUGGUUUGAGGACUCGUGAAACGUGCGGAAAGAAUCUCAUCAUGAAAUGGACUGUGUUGAAUGACAUUGUUUUUAAUUAUUGUGCCUUAUUAUUAUUAUUAUUAUUUUUUUAUCUCAAAGAGCCUCACGUAGAAGGAAAAAAAAAACAAAACUGAUCUUAUUUGCACGGGUUGAAGUUUUAAAUAGUGCAAUAUUCUCCAGCCCCAAUCAGUUCACUGUGAACAUGUUUUUUUUUAAAUUUAUAGAGUCUUAAUAGUCUAAAAUCUUUUAUUUAAUUUUUUUUAAAGAAAAUAUUAACUUAUUUCUGAAAUCUUGCUUAAAUUUAUAUUGCUGAAGGUUUACCAAAGUGCUUUGCUUGUAUAGAAUAUCGCAAAAAAAAUAAAUAAAAUACACUUUUAUUUUCUUGUACAUUGGUUAUCAAAAACUUUCUAUUUAAGAAGAUGAAUGUGAAUGUUUUAUUAAACAAGAGAAUUGGUGA